AUGGCCAUCGAUAGCUGUGACAUGGACUGGCCGUCACACGUCGCAGCGGAUACUAUCCUCCCACAUUCCCCUACCCUUCACUCCCACAUUCCCAUACCCUUCACUCCCACAUCCCCCUGCCCUUCACUCCCACAUUCCCCUACCCUUCAGUCCACAAUCCCCUACCCACCAGUCCCACAUUCCCCUACCCUUCACUCCCACAUCCCCCACAAGCCACUACCACAUUCCCCUACCCUUCAGUCCCACAUUCCCCUACCCUUCACUCCCACAUUCCCCUACCCUGCACUCCCACAUCCCCCUACCCUUCACUCCCACAUUACCCUACCCUUCACUCCCAUUCCCCUACCAUUCACUCCCACAUUCCCCUACCCUUCACUCCCACAUCCCCCACAAGCCACUACCACAUUCCCCUACCCUUCACUCCCACAUUCCCCUACCCUUCACUCCCACAUUCCCCUACCCUUCACUCCCACAUUCCCCUACCAUUCACUCCCACAUUCCCCUACCAUUCACUCCCACAUUCCCCUACCCUUCACUCCCACAUCCCCCUACCCUGCACUCCCCCAUUCCCCUACCCUUCACUCCCACAUUCCCCUACCCUUCACUCCCACAUUCCCCUACCCUUCACUCCCACAUUCCCCUACCCUUCACUCCCACAUUCCCCUAUCAUUCACUCCCACAUUCCCCUACCCUUCACUCCCACAUCCCCCUACGCUGCACUCCCCCAUUCCCCUACCCUUCACUCCCACAUUCCCCUACCCUUCACUCCCACAUUCCCCCACCCUUCACUCCCACAUUCCCCUACCCUUCACUCCCACAUUCCCCUACCCUUCACUCCCACAUUCCCCUACCCUUCACUCCCACAUCCCCCUACCCUGCACUCCCCCAUUCCCCUACCCUUCACUCCCACAUUCCCCUACCCUUCACUCCCACAUUCCCCCACCCUUCACUCCCACAUUCCCCUACCCUUCACUCCCACAUUCCCCUACCCUUCACUCCCACAUUCCCCUACCCUUCACUCCCACAUUCCCCUACCAUUCACUCCCACAUUCCCACCCUUCCCCUACCCUUCACUCCACAUUCCCCUACCAUUCACUCCCACAUUCCCCUACCCUUCACUCCCACAUCCCCCUACCUUGCACUCCCCCAUUCCCCUACCCUUCACUCCCACGUUCCCCUACCCUUCACACCCACAUUCCCCUACCCUUCACUCCCACAUUCCCCUACCAUUCACUCCCACAUUCCCCUACCCUUCACUCCCACAUUCCCCUACCAUUCACUCCCACAUUCCCCUACCCUUCACUCCCACAUCCCCCUACCCUGCACUCCCCCAUUCCCCUACCCUUCACUCCCACAUUCCCCUACCCUUCACUCCCACAUUCCCCUACCCUUCACUCCCACAUUCCCCUACCCUUCACUCCCACAUUCCCCUACCCUUCACUCCCACAUUCCCCUACCAUUCACUCCCCCAUUCCCCUACCCUUCACUCCCACAUUCCCCUACUCUUCACUCCCACAUUCCCCCACCCUUCACUCCCACAUUCCCCUACCCUUCACUCCCACAUUCCCCUACCCUUCACUCCCACAUUCCCCUACCAUUCACUCCACAUUCCCCUACCAUUCACUCCCACAUUCCCCUACCCUUCACUCCCACAUUCCCCUACCAUUCACUCCCACAUUCCCCUACCCUUCAGUCCCACAUCCCCCUACCCUGCACUCCCCCAUUCCCCUACCCUUCACUCCCACAUUCCCCUACCCUUCACACCCACAUUCCCCUACCCUUCACUCCCACAUUCCCCUACAAUUCACUCCCACAUUCCCCUACCCUUCACUCCCACAUUCCACAUUCCAGAAUCUGUAA
Molecule: messenger RNA, 1860 nt
Organism: Closterium sp. Naga37s-1
Lineage: Eukaryota; Viridiplantae; Streptophyta; Zygnematophyceae; Desmidiales; Closteriaceae
Source: the annotation of a GenBank genome assembly